Messenger RNA from Oncorhynchus keta (chum salmon), 967 nucleotides. Its product is annotated as ADP/ATP translocase 2-like. The record is from RefSeq and is a predicted model, not a curated record. Gene Ontology annotation, cellular component: mitochondrial inner membrane. Lineage: Eukaryota; Metazoa; Chordata; Actinopteri; Salmoniformes; Salmonidae. The transcript is spliced from 4 exons. Bases 71 to 964 code for a protein of 297 amino acids. Gene Ontology annotation, molecular function: ATP:ADP antiporter activity. Gene Ontology annotation, biological process: mitochondrial ADP transmembrane transport; mitochondrial ATP transmembrane transport.
CCACCCGCUGUUGGAGGGCAGAGGGGAUAUCUGGGAGUUCCGUCUGCAAGUCAUCUUCCAACAUCUCACAAUGAAUGAGACCGCAGUUUCAUUCGCAAAGGAUUUCUUGGCUGGUGGAAUCUCCGCUGCCAUCUCCGAAACGGCGGUUGCUCCCAUCGAGAGAGUCAAGCUUCUCCUUCAGGUCCAACAUGCCAGCAAGCGGAUCACAAAAGAAAUGCAGUACAAGGGUAUCGUCGAUUGCAUUACCCGCAUUCCCAAGGAAGAGGGCUUCCUUGCCUUCUGGAGAGGUAACCUGGCCAAUGUCAUCCGAGCCUUUCCCUCCCAGGCCCUCAACUUCGCCUUCAAAGACAAGUACAAGAGUUUCUUCCUUGACGGUGUAGACAAGCGCAAGCGGUUCUGGAGGUACUUCGCUGGCAACCUGGCCUCUGGUGGCGCUGCAGGAGCCACCUCCCUUUGCUUCGUCUACCCUCUUGAUUUCACCAGAACCCGUCUGGGAGCUGAUGUCGGAAAGGCCAGAAUGAGGGAGUACAAUGGUCUAGCAGACUGCUUGGUGAAGACGUUCAGGUGUGACGGUCUGAGGGGUCUGUACCAGGGCUUCGCAGUGUCUGUACAAGGCAUCAUCAUCUACAGAGGUUCCUACUUCGGCAUGUAUGACACAGCUAAAGGAAUGUUGCCAGACCCCAAGAACACUUCCAUCUUAGUGAGCUGGGCAAUCGCUCAGUCUGUAACUACUGUGGCCGGCCUGACCGCCUACCCCUUCGACACCGUCCGUCGUCGUAUGAUGAUGCAGUCUGGCCAUAAAAGCGCUGAUAUCAUGUAUCUUGGGACCAUUGACUGCUGGAUGAAGAUUGCUCGUGAUGAGGGUGGAAAGGCCUUCUUCAAGGGAGGCUGGGCCAAUGUUCUCCGAGGCAUGGGUAGUGCCUUUGUGCUGGUUUUUUACGAUGAGCUCAAGAAAGUCCUCUAAAUU